UGACAGGUCACUGACGGGGGCACCAUUAAACAGAAGAUCUUCACCUAUGAUGCCAUGUUCAACACCAAUUACUCUCACAUGGAGGACUACCGCAAGCGAGAAGACCUGGUCUACCAGUCCACGGUCCGGCUUCCAGAGGUGCGGAUCUCAGACAACGGGCCCUAUGAGUGCCACGUGGGCAUCUACGACCGGGCCACCAGGGAGAAGGUGGUCCUGGCAUCUGGAAACGUCUUUCUCACCGUUAUGUCGCCCCCGAAUAACAUCUCGGUGAUGGCCGAGAACACCCCUGCUCCGUUCAGCCGGUACCAGGCCCAGAACUUCACGCUGGUCUGCACCGCAAGAGGAGGGAAGCCUGCCCCGUCGGUGUACUUCAAGCGUGAUGGGGAGUUGAUCGAGGUCAUCUCCUACAUCCACCCCUCGGCUUUGGAGGAGGGGGCAGGCGGGGGCUCGGCGGGGGUGCGUGGGGCCCGCCCCCUCAUCAGCCGAGACCUGGACGACACCAAACUCCAGAGGUCCCUCUCCCUGCUGGACCCCGAGGGACGACCCGUGCGCCUGUUCACCGAGCCCCCGGCCCGGGGCAGCCACACCCAAGGCCAGCAGGCACCCGAGCCCAGCCCCGCCACGGAGGUCAUCCCGGAGACAGUGGUGAGCCGCGAGUUCCCCCGCUGGGUCCAGAGCACCGACCCUCUGUACUACUUCAGCCACACCCACAUCCCCCAGAGUGACGGGUCGGUCCUGGUCCAGGCCAGGCUCACGUGGACCCUCAACCCCCAGCUGGACAACGACGCCCUGUUCAGCUGCGAGGUCAAGCACCCGGCUCUGUCCAUGCCCAUGCAGACGGAGGUCACUCUGGCGGCCCCUAAGGGCCCCAAGCUCCUGAUGACUCCCACCAGGGCAAAGGUAGGGGACACGGUGCGCAUCACCGUCCAAGGCUUCCAGAAUGAGGUGUUCCCCGAGCCGCUCUACACCUGGACGCGUGUGGGGGGGCGGCUGCUGGACGGGAGCACGGAGAAGGACGGCAAGGAGCUGAUCCUGGAGCGCGUGCCGGCUGAGCUCAACGGCUCCAUGUACCGCUGCACGGCCCAAAACCCCCUGGGCUCCACCGACACGCACACGCGCCUCAUCGUCUUUGAAAACCCAGCCAUGAUGAAGAACACUCAGAAUCCAACCAAUGGUGGCUCAUCUCCACACGUGAUCAGACUAACAUGGAUGCUGCUGGUCCUCACAGUGACUGCCGGACUGACGUGAACUCCCUUCCGACACACACACACACACACACACGCGUGUAUACACAGGAGAACGUACAUCUCAACAUAUUUCCUGUCUACUUACAAUAAAUACACAUACAUGAACACACCCAAACGCACACAGACACAAGCAACAAACACACAUGUACGAGCACACAUUCACCACAAUCCUGCAAGCCUUUUCCAGUCACCCAACAGACCCCAGAUGCGUCCGUUUAUCAGGAAACCGGUUUGCCAACAGGGGGCGCUCCACUCAGUUUUUUGUUAUGAAAUGAUAACCAAUAUUAUGAUAUCAAAAGAAUAACAACUGUGAGAAAAAAAAGAGAAAAAAAAAACACCUUCAGUAUAUCCUCGCCAAGCCACACCCUUUUUUUCGUUUCCUGUCCCACGUCUGCCUGUUGAUCAAUGAAAUCAGUUGUUUGAAGAAAAAAAUGUGAAAUGUGAAAAAGAAAAAAGCAUUUGGGUUUGUUGUGCUCCAUUGAACCGUCGUGGCUGGUGUCGCCUGAACAGAGCAGGGGGAGAGAGAGAGACAUAUGUGGGCCGGCCCUCCAUAAUGACCCAGCCCACACUGCCCCCAGCCCCCCCAGGCCUGAGUCCCCUUCUGGUCAUACCAUGCCUGGGAACAAGACCGGAUGCUCUCAGAGAACAUUCUUUUCUAUUACGACACAAUGGUUUUAUUUUUAGUUCAAAUGGCUCCGAAUGUACAAGAGGACUUACAACCAAGCAAAAAUGAAAAGCGACCGAAUCUCCUUUUUUGAGUGUAUUUUGUGUACAUCUGUGUAAAUAUUGAAGAUAAUUAAAGAAGUUCUAUAGGUUCAGGUUGUUGGAUAUGGAAGGGUUUCAGCUCACAGCCUUUUAUUUGUAUCUCCUCAUCAUCCUUCGCUGGUUACAGAAAGAGGCUGUGAGGAGAGAUUCAAGGCACAGACCUCUCAUCUCUCAUACAGUUUCUCGAAAUUUGUACAACAAGCCGGAAAACCAGGACAGAAAAAAAGAAAAAAGAAUUCAACUAUCUACCAUAUGUCUGCUGUUUUUUGGGGUUGUGGUGCAUGUGACGUUUGACGAUUCUUUCUCCUUUUUGUGUGUUGCAGUUAGUCAACAACACUGCACUUCACUGUCACUGGGCUGUAAUCCAGUAAUUUACUUGUUCCAUACUAUCUUAAGUGACCUGCGUUGUGUACAAUACGUAACCCUUACCCUGUCAUGGACUAGUAGGAUCAUUUUAGCUGCCAUUCUGAGAGGACGUUCACUGGAUGCAGCGUGUAAACAGGGUUGUUGCAUUUGUUUCACAUCACCUGUAUUAAACAUGGAGAGAUGCUUAA
Molecule: messenger RNA, 2566 nt
Organism: Hypomesus transpacificus
Lineage: Eukaryota; Metazoa; Chordata; Actinopteri; Osmeriformes; Osmeridae
Gene: igsf21a
Product: immunoglobin superfamily, member 21a
Exons: 8
Biological process (GO): heterophilic cell-cell adhesion; homophilic cell-cell adhesion
Cellular component (GO): adherens junction
Source: RefSeq, a predicted model, not a curated record